Molecule: messenger RNA, 5763 nt
Organism: Lates calcarifer (barramundi perch)
Lineage: Eukaryota; Metazoa; Chordata; Actinopteri; Centropomidae
Gene: sack1hb
Product: family with sequence similarity 83 member Hb
Exons: 8
Coding region: 456-4112 (1218 amino acids)
Biological process (GO): positive regulation of cell migration; intermediate filament cytoskeleton organization; protein localization to cytoskeleton
Cellular component (GO): keratin filament
Molecular function (GO): keratin filament binding
Source: RefSeq, a predicted model, not a curated record
UCUUGUGUUCCCAGUGAUCAACGGGUUAGGGAGGAGUCACACCGGUGGGAAAGCCCUGCCUUACAGGAGUCGCCCCGCUUCUUCCUCAUUCACCGCGCUGUACUGUGCCGUAGUGGCGGCGGCUCCGGAGGUUCACACGCCGCGAGUGAAGCGCUCAACCCGGGCGCUGGAGUACGAGCUGCCUCGUCUCGACUGUGUGUUCACCGGCUGGCGGUUGAGGGGCUGCGCACCGGGGGAGGGUUUGGGUGGAGUUGUUACCCGCUCUGAGGAAUGUGACGCACGGACGAAAGGAGAGACGCACACCGGCGGUUUCACUGGAGAAAGCGACACCCGUCGGUAAAAGGAAAAAAAGGAGGAGGCAAGUUCUGCAGCAAAGUUAGGAGGUUCAAAUUCCUCCUCCCUCACCUCUCCUCAUCCCUGAUCCUUCACCUUUGACCCCACUCAUCUCUCCAACCAUGGCGCACCGAUCUCAGAGUUCAUCGAUUGGUGAUAACCCCCUUGACCCAAACUACCUGCCCCCACACUACCGUGAGGAGUACCGUCUGGCUAUUGAUGCUCUGAUAGAAAAUGACAUACAGGGCUACUAUGAGUUCCUUCAGACCGCAGAUGUGGUCAGUUUCCUGGCACAGUCGGAAAUUGAAUUUAUCAAGUCCACAAUCCAGAUGCCCAGUCACGCUUCCAGCAUGCCAGAGCUUACGUAUCUUGAAGGAGUUCAUGAUGUUGAUGGCUCCUCAGACACCUACUGGCCGGUGCAGUCUGACCUGGCCGCCCCGGGGCUGGACCUGGGCUGGCCACUGCCUCAGCACAGCUUUGUUGGGCCCACAGAGGUCACCACUCUGGUCAACCCCUCUGACCCAGACAUGCCAAGCAUCAAGGAGCAGGCCAGGAGACUCAUCAAGAAUGCACGUCAAGUUAUUGCUGUGGUGAUGGACAUGUUCACAGAUGUUGACAUUUUUGCUGACCUCUUGGAUGCAGCGGGACGCCAUGUUCCUGUUUACAUUCUACUGGAUGAGCAGGAAGCUCAUCACUUUGUGUCUAUGGUCAUCAACUGCAAAGUCAACUUGGACUUAAUUCCUAUGAUGCGUGUCAGGACUGUGGCAGGAAUAACCUAUUACUCCCGCACAGGGAGGUCAUUUAAGGGACAGGUGAAAGAUCGUUUUCUGCUGGCUGACUGCAGGGCUGUACUCAGUGGGAACUACAGUUUCAUGUGGUCCUAUGAGAAGAUCCACCGUUGCAUCGCCCACCUCUUUCUCGGGGAGCUGGUUGCCACCUUUGAUGAAGAGUUUCGCAUUCUGUUUGCUCAGUCAGAGCCUCUAGUCAUUGACCCUUCAGAUGGAGCACUUGCUAUAUCUGACACCAGCAACACCAGCAGUUACUUAAGCAGCCAGUUUGGUUUGAAGAGGACCCAGUCUUUGCGUAACCCCAUAAAUUACCGAAGGCAGCCUGAGCUUCCCUCUGCCUUUCCCUAUGGAGACUCUGAUCGUAAUCUUGCACUUCCUUUCCGGAGGAACGACCCAUUUCGUCACACCAUUGAACCUGGGGCUGGAAUUACAAUUGGGAAGUAUUCCCAGCAACAGUUUCGUCUGCAGCAGUCCUUCCUGGAGCAGGGUAGAUCCAUUGUGUCCAGGCAGAUGGAGAUGACUUCCAGUGCAUUCAAGAGGCACAGCUAUGCAGAGGGAACCCAGGAAAACUACACAUCUUCGAGACAAUACAUGAAGCACAGAGUCAUGAAUAAUCUGGACGAGACAGACUUACACAGGGAGCAAACCCAAACUAGCCACUACUACAGUGAAGGGCCUGGGCCUGGUUCUGGCCAUGGACACUACGACAGACUUCGAGGUCAUCCUCCACACCUCUCCAUUGACCAAUACUCAGACUCAAGCUUUCGCUCAGAUCUGGAACCUCCUCCUGGAAACUAUGGCCGAGACUACUUUUCAUCUGAGGACUUGAGAGGACCUGAUGGGCAGCAGGCACCCCCAUUAGCUGGGAGAUAUGGAGGAGGUUCCUCCCAUAAGAGGCCAACCAUAGGUCAGGCAUAUGCCUGCCAGAGCUCACCCACGCAGCCUCAUCCACCAGAGAAGAAACAGUUUCUCAAACAAUCUGAUCAAGAGCACGAUCAAGAUGCAAGUGUUAAGCAGGGCCUGAGGAGUUGGAGAAUCCACUCCUAUCUUAGCACAUGUGAGGAUGGUGGAGAAGAGGGUCUGCCUCAGCCUAUGGGGCCUGAUGCAUUUGAAGAUACUCCACCAUCUCAGCAACCUUCUGCUACUGAAAUUUUGGCUCCUCGCUUUGGAAUAAAGGACCCACCUAAUGUUCCCCCAAAGCCCAGACCAGAUGUCCUGAGACCACGCUUUGGAAAGCCCAAAUUACCUGAGAGCAGCAAUACAGACUCUGUCAGUGACUUUAAGUCGUUCGCACUGAAUAAGAAAGAGAGGGAGGUGGAGAGGGAAAGGGAGAGAGAACCAGACAGGUGUGCAGCAAAGGAGGCAGGUGUGGAUAAGGAGGUAAAAGACACUCCAGAUCUCCUCCUGUCCAAACAUGAAUCAUUCCGCACACGUAUUAAUCCUCUCCUUCAACGUAGCUCUCGUCUCCGUUCCUCGCUUAUAUUCUCAUCUUCCAAGGCAGAGAUACACAGUAGUAGUCUGGGAUUAAAACCAGCGACAGAAGAAGAUGAGGAGUUAGACACAGGGCGCACUUCCUCAAUUGUGGCCCAGAUUCUAGAAAAGAGGAGGUCAUUGUCCCGUGAGCCUUUUGAGUGGAGAAAGAAAGCUGAGGAAAAAGAUAAGGAGAAAGAAAAGGAAAAAGAGAAAGGAGAAAAAGAGAAGGAGAAAGAGUGCCAGCGAGAGGAAAAGGAGAUUCGAUUGAGAGAUGAGGCUAAAGCAAAAGAGGAACCUAAGAAAAUCGACGUGGAGAUAAAGACAACAACUGUUGAAAAACCUGAAGUCACAACAUCAUCAUCUCUGAACAUGAAUGACCCGGCCAGUCGACUCCAGUAUUUCAAAGAACUGGCUGCCAAGAGAAAAGCCUCAAAAAUGGAUACAGAGUCAUUGCAAAAAGCCCCAGAGCCUGCUGAAAAAAAGCCAGACCUUUCUGAGAAACCUGCUCUUGACACUACAACAAUCCCAAGUAUCCCAACUGUCUCUGUCAGUUCAGCAGAACCUGAACCAAAGAAGCCAGACAUUUCUGCAAAACUGGCAGAGCUCACUCGCAGAUCCUCACUUAGUUCUUCAAAACCACCAAUAAUCGCUACCAAGCCUGUGAGCUACCUGAAGCACUCUGAGACAUCUCAACCUCAUAAAGAGGAAAAUGCCUCAGAUGGUCAAAAGAGGGAUAUAUUAAAAUCUUUGAAGCCUCUUCCUUCACCUAAGCUCUUCAAGAGGGAUCAGCUGAAGCUCAAAGGACUGAAUCCUCGUCGCAUCUCCUGUGGCGAGGAGAUUCUGACCACAGACGCUACAGAUGCAGAGAAGAGUGAAAUGAAAAAGAGCCGCUCGCAGAGUUCUUCAACUCUGCCACAUGAUGACUCUAAGGAAGGACUCCAGAAAAUUAUGGGAUCUAAUACAUCCAUCAACACACUCGGUGAAGGAAAGGGUGAGGGUAAGACACUUGACUUCUUAAAGAAGCAGACUCAGCGGCUAAAGGGCUUCCUUGGGCCCAAGGAUAAAGAAAAGAAAUCUUCAGGAGACGACAAGGGCAUGAGCACAGUCAAAGAAAUCACUGAUGAUUCAAGCAAAAAGCAGAGUCCAUCAGCUAAAGAUACAAGCUCUACCACUACUGAACAAACUACAGCCAAUCACAAGACAUCAACGUCAGGCCCAUCCCGAUACCAGGCCCCAGGCAGCUCUGUUUUGUUCAGCAGCAACCUACGAGAUGACACCAAAGUCAUUCUAGAGCAGAUCUCAGCCAACAGCCAGAAGAACCGACUGGAGCGAGAAGAAACAGGAGGAGACAGUGACGGCGGGGAGAAGGGGGAGAAGGGGAACUCCAUAAAAAAGAAUCGGUUUCUGCGACCGACGGGUAACGUCCAGGAGCGGGAGGGAUUGCUGAAGAGGAUAGAGAGCCUGAGGAAGGAGAAGAAGGUGUACAGCCGCUUUGAGAUGGGGAAUAGCCUGGGAUAACGAAAGAUGGAGGAGCGACCUUUUAAAUGGAAACUAUUUAUGCAAGACGAUCAAAAAGAUCCAUUGUCCAUGUGUGCCAACAACACUAUCAAAGUACCUCUGUGGCUCAACACUGCAGCCUUUCCUGGAUUUUCACACAAAGUAAUAAAACUUGAAAAGACUAAAUAUAUAUAAAUAUAUAAAUGCUGAAAACAAACUUAAGUCAUUGAGUUUGGAAUGUGCCCAUUUGCCAAGACCUGGUACCACUUCUACCUUAUAUGGUGAGAGAAAGCAGAGUGACUACUUGUAUACUGGCUGCAUGGGCUGAUGUUUCACCAACCAGAAAGAGGUAGGGCAGUUUACCUAUAACUGAGCUUGUAUGAACGUGACUGAGGCAGUUAAGAGGAUAAGAGAAAGACAGUACAUGUUGCAGCCAGCGGAAAGAAACGAGAUACACGCCAGGCAAAAAACAUGGCAGUGAAUGACUGCACAUGUACAGUACCAGUGUUGUAUGUUUCUGCAUGUAGGUGUGUGUAAAUGGGAUGGGAGAAAGUGUUGCUGUGGAUUCACCAUGUGCCAAUGACCCACUGGGGGCAUUACCAAAGUGAGAGGGACUAUUAAAGCUGAGCCCAGAAAGAAAAGAUGACAAUAUGAAGAUAAAUAGAAUGAGAGCUGAUGAAGGGUGAAAUUUUAAGGGUGAGUCUGUGAAAUUGUAGGCAAAGCUAGGAAAAAUUUGAUUCAGAAAGUGAGAAAAACUGGUUUUAUAAUAUGUAAUUCUAAUGUUGAGCCAGUAGCAGUAGAGUUUUGAUUGAAAGUAGAGCCUCUAGUGAACUUCACCCUCUCAAGAGAGUGUUAUGUACCUUUCUAUUAAGGCGUGGACCCACUUCUCAGGGUUGAAAAUGUCAAGUAACCAUUCAAGACAGGGGGCCUAACAGCUUGCAUGGUUGGAGGAAGGGAGUUAAAUACAUAUAUGUGUACUAGUCUUUGUGUUAUGCAGCAUAAAUAAAAAUGUUAAGAAUUUACAGUUGAAGUACACCUGAACCCCAAUUUUUACAUGACUCAGAUAUGUUGCUUCCACUGGACUUAGUGGAUUAGUCAUCACUUCUUGCGAAAAGGAAAAGUAAAAGGAUAGGUGCAUUUUGUGUACUGGAGCAGGGCCAUGCCUCCUUACAUAAGGCAUUUAACUUCUGAGAACUACGCCCUGCCAGGACUUCUAACUCUUUUGUUGUCUGUAAACACUAUUAAACCAAAGAUUUUGUUAUAUGGUACAGUUCCCAGGCUGUUAGAGAGCUCGACUGGGCAUCAAACUAUUUAAUGUUUAGUAUGUUUUCUUACAGCACAUUAAAAGAUUGGAAGAUCUAUUGAUAUACGCAAACUUCAGGGGUUAUACUCUUUUCUAUGCAGGCUUAUAUUGUACAUAUUUAUAUUAAAAAGGGCUUGUUGAUAUUAUAAGUAACAAAUGCAAUUAUGAUAACCCUGACUGUACUAUCAACGUGCCUUAUGUCCGUUUUUGAUUAAUGUAAGUUGUCUGGUAUUGGCUGUAAAAAGUAAUUGGCAUUAAUUAGGGGAAAUCAGUUGCACAGGGUGAAUGUGUUUUUUAAACCUCAGAUAGUAUUACAUUGUAUUUGGAAUACUGCAGAAAGUGUUUUAUUAAAUUGCUUUAAAACCUGAA